AUGCUGCUUAAAUGAACAAAGAUCAAAAAGUCCACAGAAUUCCAACUGAUAAUUACGCUUUUCAGACAUUGGUGAAUAUGUACCUCAAUCCAAGUAGACCUUCCUCAAAGGAGUUGGUGGAACUUCAUGUUUUUUAUGUCCCUCAAGGAUCGUGGAACUAUAAGUUAAACACUAUUUCAAUAGAAGUUGUUAACAAAUUCAUUUCAGCUGGAUUUAUAAGGGUAUCUCCUCACCUUACUUUACAAGCCCUGAGGGCACGUCUUGGUGAGUUCCUUGGUGAAGAUGCUGUUUCAGAAAAAUUUUUGUUUCUGAAAUGCAUUGGAAAUAAUCUAGCUGUGGUGAAGACAAAGCAAGAAUCAGAACUGAAACUCAAAUCAUUUGUUCCUCCAUAUGCUCUCCAACCAGAAUUAUAUUUGCUUCCUAUAAUGGAUCAUUUAGGAAAUAUUUUUUCAACACCAUCAACGGACUCUUUAAAUGGGCCACAGAUCAAUAAUGUUGUUGCUGAGGCUGAUGGAAAAAUCCACAUACCAGUUAGUGUAACUUUGUCAAAGGAAGAACCUGGAAGAAAUCCCAGCUUUUUAGAAAGCACUUUGAAAGAAGUUCUCAACAAGAACCAGGAAGAAGCGGGGGGAAAAACCACUCCAAAAAAAUACCAGACUACAAAAAAUAAAGGAGGAAAUUCUGAAUUGCCAGGAUCUUCGGGAGAUUCAAACAAUAAUCAUUUUGGCAACAAAAGUUAUUAUCUUUGGAAAAAUGAAGAUAGAGUUAAUGUAAUUAGAAGAGAGGAAAAUCAGAUUGGUAAAAAAGAGUACAUCACCCUACCAGCUCUUGAUUUUUCUUCACUUCAUCGUCAACCUGUUCUUUCUCCAGGAAUAAAUGAUAGCUCUUUACUACAGAUUGAAAGAGAGAAGAUUAUUGAACAAACAAAACAAGUAAAGGAAGAAAGAAUAUACCUGGAAAGAAUUAGAGAAGACCUAGUAAAAAAAAUUGAAAAGCUAUUUCAACAAAGCAAAUUAAAACAACAUCAUGGCUUUGGUAAUUGGAAGAAAAAGUACCUUGAAACAAAGAAAAUCACAGCAUCAUUAGAUGAAUCUUUAAAAAAGCUUCAAGAAGACUUGGAACUUUACUAUAAAAAGUUGCUUAUGCAACUUGAAACCAGAGAAAUCAGGAUGAGACCCAAAAAUCUGGCAAGCGUCACAGAAUCCAAGAAUUACCUUAUAAUCCAGAUUACUGAGGUACAACAUGCAAUUGACCAACUUAAAAGAAAACUGGACACUGACAAAAUGAAACUCAUAAUAGAAGUUAAGAUGAAAAAGCAAGCAGUGACAGAUUUACGAACACUGAAAGCUGAAUUGGCACAGAAGAAAAUAAUACACCUGUACAGUCUCAAUUAGGGAGCAUUGGCUGCUGCAAUACAUUCUGACCAGAUCUGACUUUGUUCAUCAUAAGACAUCACGAAAAGAAAGUCACAAG
Condylura cristata (star-nosed mole) is the source of this 1473-nucleotide messenger RNA. RefSeq names its product spermatogenesis associated 1 (gene SPATA1). NCBI's taxonomy places the organism in Eukaryota, Metazoa, Chordata, Mammalia, Eulipotyphla, Talpidae. The record is from RefSeq and is a predicted model, not a curated record.